Penicillium alfredii is the source of this 933-nucleotide messenger RNA. Its product is annotated as J domain-containing protein. Bases 1 to 933 code for a protein of 310 amino acids. Lineage: Eukaryota; Fungi; Ascomycota; Eurotiomycetes; Eurotiales; Aspergillaceae. The transcript has a single exon. The record is from RefSeq and is a predicted model, not a curated record.
AUGCUUAAGAAAGCCAAUAUUCUUUGCUGCGGAGGCUUCCAGCUCCUGAGUCCGUCAGCCACCGUUCCGCCACCUCGUUUGCCCGCAUCCCCAGGUCAAGGACUGCAAGCACCUCGUGGCAGUAGGAGCUAUGCCACUGCAUCAGAUACCUACAAUCACGAUUAUUCAUGGCCCACUACCCCAUCAUUCAGCCCCUACGAUGUCUUCAACAUACACCGCGGUGCCCCGUACUCGAAGAGCCGAUACUAUGAACUCGUCAAGAUCUACCACCCGGACCGCCCCUCCCACGACCACCCGUUGUGCCGAGAACUGACCUCAGAAGUGCGACUGCAACGCUACCGAAUCGUGGUGGCCGCGCACGAGAUUCUUUCGGAUCCCAACAAACGAGCCGCCUACGAUCGGUCCGGUGCGGGGUGGAGCUACACACCGACACGGUACAACACGGCCGCCGAAGCCACAGCCGAAUGGGGUCCGUACGGACCGACGAUCUAUGCGAAUGCGACGUGGGAGGACUGGGAGCGCUGGCAUAACCGCCACCAAGGGCAGCAGCGGCACGUCGUCGACCACCGCACCUUCACACGGCUCGUGAUUCUUCUGGCGCUAUUCGGGGGCGCCGUGCAGGCGUCAUGGAUUGGCCAGCUGAAUACUGGCUUCGAGCAGCGGCUGCGCGAGGUCAAUGAGGAGUCGACGCGUUUCCUGGUUGGUCGUCGCCAAGAGGCUGUGAACCAGAUGGCUUCGAACGAUGCUCGUGUGCAGCACUUCCUCAUUCGGAGGGAUCCCUCGGGGUCGGGUCUCAAGGAUGACGAACAGUCUGUUUAUCAAAAAGAGUUGAAUCCUCGUCGCGGGUCCGAGGCGAGCGUGGCGGGUGAUCGCCCGGAGACCGAACAGACGGUUGACGUAGAGCAAUCGAGGGAAUCCCAACCGCCGUUCUGA